AUGCCGGUGCAGCAGAUCUCUGUGGUCCCCGCUCGGGAGAUGGCCAAUAACGGCCGGAGCGCCGCUCGCUCCAAAGACAAGACCGAGGCCUGCUCGGGGCUGCAGGCCUGCUCUGGGCUGCAGGUGCGGUUCUAUGGGCCUCUGUGUGUCCUUCACCCCGGGCCUGCUCUGGGCUGCAGGCCGGUGCCACUGGGUCAUGUAGAGGAAGGUUGUGACACAGCAGUGAUGAAGCUGAGCGGCGCGGCAUUAGGCUCCUCUCAGACCGCCUUAGGCUCCUCCCAGCAGGGCCAAACCAGGAAGAAGAAGAAACCAAACAGGAAGAGAGACUCCUGCUCCGCCCCCGAUGCCCCAGCGACCGCACAAGAUGAACCGGUCCAACACAGUGACGACCGCAGUGACCGCAGCUCUGACCGCAUCGGAGAGAGGAGGGAGAGGAGAGGGGAGAGGAGAGGGGAGAGGAGGAGGGAGAGGAGAGGGGAACACCCCCGCCACCGUAGCGCCGCCCCUCCUGAAUCUGAUUCCUCGUCUGACGGGAAGGCGGGGCGGGAGGCCAGAAGCUGGAGCAGGGAGAAAGCCAAGAGGGGACGACGCCGCAGUGGGAGUAGCAGGGAGAGGGGAGGGGGAGAGGGGAUGGAGCUGCGGUCCGUAGGGUCUGAUGAGGGGAAGGAGAACCAAGAGAAAGAGGUUCCACUGGGGAACGGUUCCAGAGUGAAGAACCGGCGAUCAGGAGGAGGAGGAGGGGAGGAGAGCAGGCGGAGCUCCCAGCGCAGGGAGGAGGCGGGGUCUAAGUUCCGUAGCCCCGGCGGUAGCUCAUCAUUGGCUGAGGAUGGAGAGAGGGAGGGACAGAUCACUAAGAAUUACCAGGAGACCGGGUCAGUGGGUGGAGACAUGUCCGUGCCGUCGCCACGGAGAUAUGGGGGCUGCAACGCCCCCGAAGGCUGCUCCGAUGACGAGCCAGAGGUCUGCAGGAUCUGCCAUUGUGAAGGGGAUGAGGAGUGUGUGUUGAUAACCCCGUGCCACUGUACAGGCAGCAUGAGGUUUGUUCACCAGGACUGUCUCAACCAGUGGAUCAAGUCAUCAGACACACACUGCUGUGAGCUGUGCCAAUACAACUUCAUCAUGGAGACUCACCUUAAACCUCUACGUAAGUGGGAGAAGCUCCAGAUGUCGACCAAUGAGAGGAGGAAGAUCUUAUGCUCCCUGAUGUUCCACCUGGUGGCCAUUGGUUGUGUUCUCUGGUCCGUAUACGUCCUCGUCAACAGAACCCUCCACGAGAUCAACCUGGGACGCAACACCGACGACCUGUGGAGAAUAUCAGUGAUGAAGUACUACACUGCUGAGGGUGUGUUGGAGUGGCCGUUCUGGAUGAAGCUGGUCAUCGUGGCAAUAGGCAUGUCAGGCGGACUGGUGUUCAUGUACGUCCAGUGUAAAGUGUACUGGUUGCUAUGGAGACGACUCAAAGCCUUCAAUCGCAUCAUCACUGUGCAGAACUGCCCCGAGAAGCCGCCGCCCACCAACGCCGCGCUGGCCAAUGGGAAUCACCCUGAGGCCGUGGAAGUCCCGAUAGGCCCCGCCCCCGAGGUUAUUCAGAUGGACUCCGACCUCUCUGAGGAAAACCCCGUCUGA
This is a messenger RNA of Oncorhynchus masou masou (cherry salmon), 1626 nucleotides long. RefSeq names its product E3 ubiquitin-protein ligase MARCHF7-like. Lineage: Eukaryota; Metazoa; Chordata; Actinopteri; Salmoniformes; Salmonidae. Gene Ontology annotation, cellular component: lysosome; early endosome membrane; cytoplasm. Gene Ontology annotation, biological process: antigen processing and presentation of peptide antigen via MHC class II; protein polyubiquitination; immune response. The coding region runs from base 1 to 1626 and encodes 541 amino acids. The transcript is spliced from 8 exons. The record is from RefSeq and is a predicted model, not a curated record. Gene Ontology annotation, molecular function: ubiquitin protein ligase activity; zinc ion binding; MHC protein binding.